This is a messenger RNA of Polypterus senegalus (gray bichir), 3474 nucleotides long. RefSeq names its product rhomboid 5 homolog 1a (Drosophila) (gene rhbdf1a). Lineage: Eukaryota; Metazoa; Chordata; Cladistia; Polypteriformes; Polypteridae. The transcript is spliced from 19 exons. The coding region runs from base 462 to 3131 and encodes 889 amino acids. Gene Ontology annotation, biological process: regulation of protein secretion; regulation of epidermal growth factor receptor signaling pathway. Gene Ontology annotation, molecular function: serine-type endopeptidase activity. The record is from RefSeq and is a predicted model, not a curated record. Gene Ontology annotation, cellular component: endoplasmic reticulum membrane.
GGGGCUCGCGUGAUCGCCUCUCACCCGCCAGUUCCCAUCCCCCGAAGUUUUAGAUCCCCCCCUUUCCCUUAACGCCGCGUUCUUCGUCGGCCGUCCCUGGCAAGCCCGGCCCACCCCCGGGGCCGCAUGUGGCGGGGGCGGAGUCUCCGAGUUUUGCACACUGUCAUGGAAUGCGCUGAAGUCGGGGCGGAACUGCAUGGUUUUCUCAAGAAAUUCCCUGCGAUCUUCAGCGUUUCCCUUUUUCAGUCGGAUUUUCCUGCGGGCGGACGGACGUGUUUUUUUUUCUUUUUGUUCUUCACGUUGUUCCUCUUCGUUUCAUGUCGUUCUCCGUCCCAGGGUGUUUUUCGCGGAGCUUCGCUAGUUGCCAUUCCUGGAUUUGUAGCCGCUGUCAUUGGCUGAGAUCGUUCACGACAGGAGCCGCACUUCCAGAAAGCUGGACUGGGCUCUGAGCCGCAGUGACCAUGGCUGAGCCGAGACGGGACAGCACCAGCAGCCUGCAGAGGAAGAAGCCCCCGUGGCUUAUGCUGGACAUUCCUGCCACCCAGUCCGUGGAGGAGCCCCCUUUGGUGCAGCCUUUAAAGCGCCAGCCGUAUUUCCGCAGCGUCAGCAUGCCAGCUGAGAACACGCGGAUUUCUUCCCCGCCCAAUGAACCACAGCGGCCCUCCUUCCAGCGGCAGACGUCGAUCACACAGACCAUCAAGAGCAGCAAGAGGGUGCAUUUUGAGAGAAUUAACACCAUGCCCAUCCAGGGUCAGCGUGCCGCCCGGAGGUCCAUGACGAAGCCACACUCUCUGUCCAAGCUCUUCCUCAGGGGUACGGCCGACUGGUUUGGGGUCAGUAAAGAUGGAGAUGCCACUCAGAAGUGGCAGAGGAAGAGUCUCCGGCACUGCAGCCAGAGGUACGGGAAGCUGAAGCCUCAGGUGAUUCGCGAGAUGGAUCUUCCAAGCCAGGACAACAUCUCACUGACCAGCACCGAAACGCCGCCACCGCUCUAUGUGCCCACGUCGCAGCACGGCAUGCAGAAGAUCAUCGACCCCCUGGCACGAGGUCGGGCCUUCCGCAUGGUGGAGGAGAUCGACGGUUACAGCGUCCCGCACACCCCCAUUACGCCAGGGGCCGCGUCCCUCUGCUCCUUCUCCAGCUCCCGCUCGGGUUUUAACCGCAUGCCCCGUAGGCGCAAGCGGGAGUCGGUUGCCAAGAUGAGCUUCCGAGCUGCAGCUGCCCUCGUCAAGGGUCGGUCACUGAAGGAGAGCACUCUUCGCAGAGCCCAGCGGCGCAGCUUCACACCGGCCAGCUUCAUAGAAGAGGACACAGUUGACUUUCCUGAUGAGCUUGACACCUCCUUCUUCGCCCGGGAUGGGGUGCUCCAUGAGGAGAUGUCCACCUACCCCGAUGAGGUCUUUGAGUCCCCUUCAGAGGCGGCCAUCAAGGAGGCAGAGGCCAGUAACUUCCUGGACAGGUCGGAACUCACCGGCAGCGCCCUGGACAAGAGUGAGCUGGAGAAGAGCCACCUCAUGAUACCUUUGGAGCGAGGCUGGCGCAAGUCAAAAGAAGGAGCAGGGGUGCAGCCGAAAGUGCGUUUGCAGCAAGAGGUGGUCAGCAUGAGUGGCCAGCGACGUGGACAGAGGAUCGCAGUGCCGGUCAAGAAGCUUUUUGCGAAAGAAAAGAGGCCAUAUGGGCUGGGCAUGGUGGGCAAGCUGACAAACCGAACCUACCGGAAGCGGAUCGACAGUCACAUCAAGAGGCAAAUCGAGGACAUGGAUGACCACAGGCCUUUUUUCACGUAUUGGAUCACAUUUGUCCACUUGGUCAUCACCAUCCUGGCGGUGUGCAUCUACGGGAUAGCGCCGGUGGGCUUCUCUCAGCAUGAGACGGUGGACUCUGUCUUAAGAAACAAAGGGGUCUAUGAAAAUGUGAAGUAUGUACAGCAGGAAAACUUCUGGAUCGGUCCAAGCUCUGAGGCGCUCAUCCAUCUUGGUGCAAAGUUCUCUCCCUGUAUGCGUCAAGACCAGCAGGUCCACAGAUUAAUCCAGCAGAAGAAGGAAAUGGAGAAGAAGUCGGCUUGCUGUGUGCGGAACGACCGCUCCGGUUGCGUGCAGACAUCCGAGAAGGAGUGUUCUGCCACACUUGCAGUAUGGGUCAGAUGGCCGGACCACCCCAGUACCCCUCCUCUGAGCAGCAAUCCAAGGCAGUCAGGGUCAGUCUGUCACCAGGAUCCCAGGUUUUGUGAUGAACCGGCGUCCGUUUCACCCCACGAAUGGCCUGAUGACAUCACCCAGUGGCCUAUCUGCACAAGGAACAGUGCCGGGAACCACACCAACCUGCCACACAUGGACUGUGUCAUCACGGGCCGACCCUGCUGCAUCGGAACCAAAGGGAGCUGUGAAAUCACAUCCAGAGAGUACUGCGAGUUCAUGAAGGGGUAUUUUCAUGAGGAGGCAACCCUCUGCUCACAGGUGCACUGUAUGGAUGACGUCUGUGGUCUUCUGCCAUUCCUGAACCCCGAGGUGCCCGAUCAGUUUUACAGGCUCUGGCUCUCCCUCUUCCUUCACGCUGGGAUUUUGCACUGCCUGGUGUCCAUGUGCUUCCAGAUGACCAUCCUGAGGGACCUGGAGAAGCUGGCAGGCUGGCUCCGCAUCUCCAUCAUCUACAUUGCCAGUGGCAUUGCUGGAAACCUGGCCAGUGCCAUCUUCCUGCCCUAUAGAGCUGAGGUGGGUCCAGCUGGCUCGCAGUUUGGCAUCCUGGCUUGCCUCUUUGUGGAGCUCUUCCAAAGUUGGCAGAUCCUGGCAAGGCCCUGGAGGGCAUUCCUGAAGCUCUUCUGCGUGGUACUCUUCCUCUUUGCCUUUGGCCUGCUGCCCUGGAUCGACAACUUUGCCCACAUUGCGGGUUUCAUCUCCGGUUUCUUCCUCUCCUUCACCUUCCUCCCGUACAUCAGCUUCGGCCAGUUCGACUUGUACCGCAAGCGUUGCCAGAUCAUCGUCUUCCUGCUCGUCUUUGUGGGGCUCUUCGCCGGCCUGAUGGUCCUCUUCUACGUCUACCCCAUCAAGUGUGAAUGGUGCGAGUUCCUCACGUGCAUCCCUUUCACGGACAAGUUCUGCGAGAAGUAUGACCUGAACACGCACCUCCACUGAGAGCAGUGGGGAGUCGGAAGGAACAAAUACCAGGCCUCGCGCCACCUCCCAGCCCCACCAGGCAUGGCAUGCUCUUCCAGAAAGGGCAGUGCCAAUGGCCCACGUGCUGGUGGUGCCUGACUGGGCCGAGUGGAGCCCUCUUAGCUCACCCAGGAGUCGGGAGAGAAUUUGGACUCGGACAAGAAAAGUGGGAAUCGCCGUUUGUGCCUUUUUGAACACUGCUGUACCAACUACUGCCGUACUUCCUGAUGCCCGUGUGCGUGCCCGUUGUGACCGUUACUGUUCUUACUGCUGUUCCAGUGGUGAUUAAACGAGAAGGUAGUGUUUUAGCUACCAGACAGAU